UCACGUGUGAUUUGUCCACAGACACGCAGCGGGUUAGAGUUCACUGCAUACUGAUGAUGUCAUCGUCUGAAGAUGGCUGAAGGAGAAGGCUGGUGGGGAGGCUGGCUUCAGCAGAGCUUCCAGGCCGUCAAAGACAAGUCCUCUGAGGCCUUAGAAUUCCUAAAGAGAGACCUGACAGAGUUUUCCACUGUGGUGCAGCAUGACACAGCCUGCUCAAUUGUGGCAACAGCCACUGCUGUCAAAAACAAACUUGCUGUGGAAGGGUCAUCCGAAACAACGGAGAAGGUGAAGAAGAGCCUGUCUAGUUUUUUAGGGGUGAUAACAGAUACACUUGCUCCACCUCCUGAUAAAACUAUUGACUGUGAUGUCAUCACAUUGGUGGCAACGCCAGCCGGUACCACAGAGGUUUACGACAGUUCCAAGGCACGUCUCUACAGUUUGCAAGCUGAUCCUGCAACGUACUGCAAUGAGCCUGAUGGUCCCCCAGAGCAGUUUGACAGCUGGCUGUCCAGCUUCAGUCUGGAAGAUAAGAAAGGAGAAAUCUCAGAGCUUUUGGUCAACAGUCCCUCCAUACGAGCCCUUUACACCAAAAUGGUUCCAGCAGCUGUAGCCCAUUCAGAGUUCUGGCAGAGAUAUUUCUACAAAGUCUUCCAGCUGGAGCAGGAUAGGGUCAUAAUACAGGAGGAGGCGAGGAGAGUGGCACUGAAGCAGAGGGCAGAGCAGAGUCCCCACACAGAGACCCUGGGCUGGGAGGAAGAGGAGGAAGAUGAUUUCCUCGGCACCACGUCAUCAUCUCAACUCAGCUUCACGCCACAGUUGGACAGUAGCUCAACCCACCUGUCCAGCACCACGACGGAUCCCACAGCGGCGACUCUGCUGAGCCCUGCACUGUCUCCAAGUGAGGCCACCCUCUCAGUUAGCAGCGACAGCGUCAGCCUGCCAACGCAGGUGGAUGCACGACCAGAGCCUGUUGCCACAGAGCUGUCUAAGAAACUGACGGAAGCUAGUUUGGAGGAUGUUGUGAACAAGCCACAAGAAGAGCUGAGACCUGGAAAGAAUGACUUACCCCCUGAGGCUCGAGUGGAAGCUGGAACCCAGUCAGAGGCCACUGUUGAUGGGACGUCAGUGAGAGCCCCCACCUCUAAACCUGAGAAUACAAAGGAAGAAGGACCACAGGAUCUGAGAGUGUUUGAGCUGAACUCUGACAGUGGGAAGUCUACGCCCUCUAACAAUGGCAAGAAAGGGUCCAGCACCGAUGUGAGCGAGGACUGGGAGAAAGACUUUGACCUGGACAUGACUGAAGAAGAGGUCCAACUGGCACUCUCUAAAAUAGAAGCUUCAGGAGAGAUGGAUGAAGACUGGGAGAACUGGGACUGAGAGCUGCGGCAAAACAAACUGUCCCACCAUUAAAGCUAGUUCUCGGCAGAUGAACCAUGCUUAAUGUGUUUUAACUCUUUGUCCACACUGUCACCAUGUCAUGAUUGUCAGUAGAGGAUUUUCUGGCGGGUUUGGACCAUAUUGGUAAACCUGUUGAAACAAGCAACGGGAAGACCAAGGAAAUAAGAAUUAGACUGCUCCGUAAGCUGUCAGCAAAGUGCAGAUAGGCCGCUAGCGAGGUUAUUGGCUCAGGUCUUGGCUAUUUCUUGGAGUAACUUCUCACUUAGAGCGCGUAUGACACUAGUAUUGGACAGGCUGUAAUCAUUCUGACAUGAAAGUUUAAGGACACGCAGUGACAAGUCAGAAUGUGAAGGUUUCACCGCAGCAGCAGCAGUGGAGGAGCUGUAUUUCCUAUUUUCUUCAUGCCAUUAAAUACAUCAUGUAUGUUGCGAGUGUAUUUCAAGUUGAUGACUUAAAUGCAGGCUGCAAAAUAGCCAUAAACUGUAACGCUGCUUGUCACCUUUCUGAGAUGAAAUACUUCAGAAAUGAUUUUUGAAUGAUGAUGAUCGACUUUACCUGUGCCCUCCUCCUUUCUCUCUUGCUUUCUCUCUCAUCUUUAUUAUGCAAGUGAAUCUUCAAAAUGGGAAAAGAAAUAUUUUGGCCUUCUUUCACAGAGCACUUUUCAUUUUGGAUUCACUCCCAACUUUAGAUAUAUGGCCUUGUAAAACACACAGUAGUGUGCUAAUGUUAUCCAAAUGUUUUUGUUACAUCAUCUGAAACACAACCAGCUGUCGUGUCGCUAUUCUCCUUCCCCUCGCUUUGUCAUAUCAUAUGAUUGAUUUGAAAAUAUGAGCUUGUUGCAGAUUACAUGUCACUUUGAAAUGUGUCAUUUCUAUAAGUUGUUCACCUGUUUGUCUUUUUUGGAUCGAGGGAAUUUGUUAGUUAUUUGUCAUUAGGAGAAAAGUCACAUUUGACUUAAUAAAGAGAAUCCAAACCAGUUCCCAUGUCAUCAUACCGGUUUCUUUAGCCUGAAUUUGAGGGUAGCAUCUCUUGUUAUUUACCUGUAUAGGAGAAAAUGACAAUUCUGCAACGUGUUCAGUUUCCCUGUCAGCCCAUGUUCAGAACAAAAUAGCUCAGCAGGCAGAGUGCCGAGUAGACCAAGGAGCUAUGUGAGCAAACUCCAUGCUUUUCUGAUUUCCUUUUCUAUCAUCUGUAAUGUAACAGAAAAAGUCUAGAGGUGUAAUAUUUAUACUAAAGUAAAUGCUUAAUUAUUGUAUUAUGUGCUUUGGAUUGCAUGUCUGUGCAAUAACAUUAUGCAAAACAUUGUGCAGAUGGUUCCUGUUAAGUUGUAUGUUUUUGUUAUGUUUUGGUAAAGGCAUUGGCUGUUUUUCAGGUUUUUGUGUUCUGACGAGGUGUUGCAUGUCGAUAAUUCUCAGCUGUGUAUUCCCUUCUGAUUCACACGUUGAACUAAUCAAACACAUCUGUUUUCAGAGCUGUCAAGUUCUCUUUUUUGUUUAAAGUACUUCGCGAUAUUUUUCAAAUGAUCAUUGUUAUUAAAGGGUUCAUGGCUA
Amphiprion ocellaris (clown anemonefish) is the source of this 2948-nucleotide messenger RNA. It is a transcript of the gene bsdc1, whose product is annotated as BSD domain containing 1. The transcript is spliced from 12 exons. Lineage: Eukaryota; Metazoa; Chordata; Actinopteri; Pomacentridae. Gene Ontology annotation, cellular component: cytoplasm. The coding region runs from base 73 to 1377 and encodes 434 amino acids. The record is from RefSeq and is a predicted model, not a curated record.